AUCGAAAGCGCCAAAUAGAAAACCGCUAUUCAUAGAUGAUGUGACAUUUCUCCCUGUUGACUUAUGGCAUGAAUCAUUAAUGCAGAGAAACAGCGUGUAUACUUCCAAAAGCGAGAUGCAGAUCUGCAGUGAAGGGAACUGUAUUUCCUUAAGAAAAAGCAGAAGUACAAAACUGACAGAUAACUGGGAAAGAGACAAAGGAUUGCCCUUUUAACAAAGCACCAAGGGAGCAGAGGGUACAGAGGCAAAUCGGGCGACUUCAACACAAUAGAGCUGAAAUUGUAAGAAGGUGGUCAAUUUAAGGCAGCCCCCGACCCGGAUGGAGCUAAUGUGCACUUACAAAGACGAGAACUAAGCAUGAUUGGACACCACUGAGGAGAGGUUUCAUUCAUGAUGUGCAGUGAUAUAAAAGCAGAGCUUUGUGACAGACUUGUUGCAACCAGUGGAGGUUUUGACAGAGCAGGCAUCUUGAAAGCUGAAACGAUUACUGUCUCACAGCUUUUGAAGCAAAGUGUCAGCUUUGGUGUCAACUUCCUCAAGGUGGCCCCCAGGGAAGAUAAAAGUGUAGUGUCUUUAAGAAAGGCUUUAAGUUUUUUAGAGCCCAAGAGUUACAUUUUGACUGGCGUCUUGACACCAUGGCUAAAACAUCAGAGCAACAGAUAUCUCCCGGGAGAAAUGUUUCUUCAAGAUGAAACAGGCAGUAUUCUCUGUUCACUGAAGGGAGAAUAUGAUGUUUUCCAAACUGUGGACCAGAAGGUGUUUCUGACUGGCUGGAACUACAUUGCCCAAGAGUCAGAAAGCUACAUUGAAGUGAAUGGAGUCAUCAGACUGUCAUCCUCCAGCAAAAGCACAGUGUCCAAGGCAACCUUAUCAUGCAAUGCCAUCUGUGUUCGGGAUGCAGAGAUCACUUUAAAGUACAGGACAGAGCUUCAUCCAGGACGACUCAAUGUUUGUGGGAAGCUGGCGACCCUCAGUGAAGUCUUCAGGAUGAAGUCUGAUCACAUGUUCCUGGUGAAACUCACAGAUGAGGAAGGGAAAGAAGUCAGCAUACUUUUCAAGAGAGCAGAUCAGCUACACUGGCAGAAGUUCCUCACCCCAGGGGAAGAAUAUGUGAUUACAAACCUGAGAGCCACAACUGUACAGAAGGGUACCAGCUUGCCAACUGUGAUUUACGUUGCCUGGGAAGGGUCAACAUUCAUCUCAAGGUCACACUGGACAGGUCACAUUUUGCCUCUGAAGGACUGGCUUGAGUUACCAGAGCUGCCUGCUGCUGUGCUGACAGACAAUAUGGAGGGAGCUAGACCUACACAGCAGAGUCUGUACACAUACCAGGGCACAAUUACAGAUGCAUCCAAAUCAGAUGUGGGAAUUUAUCAACUAGACAACAAAAUUGGCUUACAUGUGAGUUAUAUCCCAGCUGUCAGUAAGUUCUGGCCUCUGCGCCCAGGCUGUAGAGUUGUUUUGUGCAACACUCAUCAUAAGGGAUCACCUCAGCCUCCAAAGAUUCGUCUGUUUGGGUGCAUACAGAGCUGUGUGAAAAUAGUGGAGUUCUCUCCCUUUAAUGUUACUUGUGCGAGGAUGGAUAGUAGUAGGAGAGGCAGUCUACAGAUGCUUCAGCAGUACAGUGUUAGCGUGGGGCAGUUUGAGCAGUUAAGGACAGCGGAGGAGGCUCUACAGCAGAAACUGGGAAGUGUUGCCAGUCCUCGUGUGCUCCUGACCUGUCUCCUCACCCCAAAGACAGAGCCCACUGGUCCAGCCAGCCCAUGGGUAGGAGCCAGGAGCCCUUUAGAGCAGUUCCUCCCAAGGGAUCAUACCUGUGCUCUAUUCACACAGAAUGACAGGAAUAUACCAAGAGUCCUCACACUGGGAGAUCUACAUGAGCAGUUGUCCAGUAUGGACACGGCAAUCCAGCGUCUUAGGGAGUGUUGUGGUCAUCUACAGUUGUCCAGGGAACAACUGAAGGGGAGACUUUAUUGGGGUUAUGAUCAGCAGCUGGAUGUCACACAAGAAACAAAUAACCAGGUACUGGUGGGAGUUCUCAAGCCCUCCUGCAAGACUGGACAGUUACAGCUUGUGGACAACACCGGAGCCAUUGAUGUUGUUGUUGCACCUCAUCCAGAAAACUCACAAACACAUACCUGUGAUAAUCAAGACUGUAAUCAUAGUGACCAAAAUCUGAGCAGAGGCUCCAGCUGUCCAUUUAUACAAACCUCUGAUUGUGGAAAUCUUGUUCGUGUUGAUAGAUAUUGUGUUGUCACAGAACGCUUCAUGACAGCUAAUUUCCCGAGCACCAAACAUAUAGGAGAUCCGCAGUAUGUUAAACAGUCGAGGAUCCAGCCAUAUUUGAUGUUUUCUAUGCAAGAUGUGCAUGUCAUGCAAAGUGCAAAAUCACACGGGUCUGAAAAUCAAUCUUCCUCGGGUUCUUACGCUGUUUAUGAGUGUGAUAAACACAAAUAUCCCAGAGGUAACUUGUACAGCAAUGCAUGUAAUAACCAGUGCAACAAGAGUAGCAAAGAUAGCAAAAGUAGCAGGUGUAACGGUAGCAACCAAUGCAACAAUGAUAACAGUCAAUGCUACACAUGUCUGGAUACUUCAGCGGAGCAGUAUCAUAGAAGUAAACAUGACAGCUGCAUGGGCUUUGGACAGAGUGAGAAGAAAGACAUGGUGGUUAACAAAAACAGCAAUAACAGUAGUUGUCAUAAACAGUGUUUGUAUCUGAGUGCAGGAGCCGAGAGGAAUGUUUGCAACGGUCACGCUAAUCUGCAAAAUGAUUUUGUUCGUAAAACAUUUUUCCUGGCGCAAAAAGAAUCAUUAAUGAUGGACAGUCAUGUGGCCAGACAACCAAGGUUACGAUUCUGUGCAUUGGGAAAUUUUGUGACUUUAAGUGAAACAGCCCCAUGUGAAUGUGCCAAUGAGAAGUGUUUGAGGUCAAGCUGUUGUGGCCAGAAUAUGGCUGGUCACAGUAUGGACUCUGGAGCACACUCCCUGACCACCAACCCAGUCAUUCACUCUGAUGCCUGUCAUCUGAAUUCUGGCAAAGAACACACUUCUGAAGUUCCCGUGGAAGACAAUAAUGUACUAUUGGUUUUCCAAGGAGAAACAGUGUCAAAUUACCAUGUGUUGCAUACAGGUCAUUUUUAUCAACUUUCUGUUCCAAAAUGUGAUGAAAUGCAACUCCAACCGAAGUACAUAUCCUCAACAGUGAAGACAGCUGUGGAGAAAUUUAAGGCUACCCAGUGUAUAAUGCUGCCGUCUAGUGUCAGACUUCAGCGUUUACAUGUGAGGAUAUCGCAGAGUUCUGAAGAACAUACCAGUUCUGCCAAGCAGAUACAAGGGGGUUAUAUGGAAGUAUCAGUGGCCACCUGGGAGAAGUAUCGUGCAGGCAUGCAAGAGAAAUGUUGUACAAUAGAACAGGUGCUCUCAGAAAGAUGUCUGUUGAUACUGGUCAGUGUGACAGGUGUGAUAUCGUCACGGACUCACCUGGAUCCAGAGCUCCCCUCCAGUAGAAGGCAGGGGCCCGUCACCCCAGGGGAAAGAGAGGAGCAGCUUAAUACUCACCUAGGAAUUUCCACCUUGGAGAACAAAUGUAUCCAGCUGGAAGUGACUGACAAAGGGGGACUUCACUCCUUGACAGUCUACAUGAACUUACACAAGAGUACUCUCCCCUUGGGCCUCAUUCCUGGCGUAAUGGUGAAAUUUGCACGUUUAGAGAGGCGUGUUUCUAGGAAGGGAUCCGUGUACUGUCAGUAUAUUGCUGUGUCAACUGUCAAGGUGUUACAGACUGGAGGAGGAGCUGACGGAGUUACUCCCCCUGAUUCUGGGAAUCGAUGUAAGCCCUUUAAACAGCCAGAACAAAUGGAUUUGUCAACUUACCAACCACAUUUCCUAGGUGAUUUGUGGAAUUCUGGGAGUUCUGCUGCUUCCCCUUUCUACAGUGUAUGUGAUGUGUUACAAGUUCUGCGCCUCUCACUGAAGUCCGUCUGUGACGGGUGUGGCCGGCAGUACCAGGGUGGUGCGUGUAACUCUGCUGGCUGUUCUGGGCAGGGCAGGCACUUCGUGGCCAGGGCAAGGCUCCUUGUAGAUGAUGGCUCUAGUACAGCUGUGGUGUCUUGCCAGGGGGACGUUGUCGCUCAGCUACUAGGUCUGUCCCCAAGUCAGCUAGAUGUCGUUGAUAACAAGAUUGCCCAGUAUGGAGAACUCUUCAUCCAGCAGAGUGGACAGAAGCCCCAUGAGGACGGUGAUCACCCCCUCUCUCCCUUCUUCUCAGCUCUCAGUGAUAGCACUGUCAUCAAGCGACAGUGGAAGAUGUACCUAAGCACCAGUAGAUGCGACAACAACCCAGUGUCUAACAUAGACAACAUGGCAUUAGAAGACUUCUCAUUAAAGACAUUGAACACAGGCAGUAAACAAGUGGAGACCAGGUGUCUGCCAUUCCUACAGCUGAACUGUGUGGGCGUGGAAGCUGUGGAUGUCACCGCCUUAGCUCUGCACCGCCUCAACAACAUGGAGUCCUGAACACAGGCAGUACACAAGUGGAGACCAGGUGUCUGCAAUUCCUACAGCUGAACU
This is a messenger RNA of Liolophura sinensis, 4569 nucleotides long. RefSeq names its product CST complex subunit CTC1-like. Gene Ontology annotation, biological process: telomere maintenance via telomere lengthening; positive regulation of DNA replication. NCBI's taxonomy places the organism in Eukaryota, Metazoa, Mollusca, Polyplacophora, Chitonida, Chitonidae. Gene Ontology annotation, molecular function: telomeric repeat DNA binding; single-stranded DNA binding. Gene Ontology annotation, cellular component: CST complex. The coding region runs from base 391 to 4515 and encodes 1374 amino acids. The record is from RefSeq and is a predicted model, not a curated record. The transcript is spliced from 24 exons.